Molecule: messenger RNA, 2338 nt
Organism: Cygnus atratus (black swan)
Lineage: Eukaryota; Metazoa; Chordata; Aves; Anseriformes; Anatidae
Gene: RGS7
Product: regulator of G protein signaling 7
Exons: 20
Coding region: 623-2209 (528 amino acids)
Biological process (GO): regulation of G protein-coupled receptor signaling pathway; G protein-coupled receptor signaling pathway; intracellular signal transduction
Source: RefSeq, a predicted model, not a curated record
GCAGGACGGGGUUGUGGCAGCCGCUGAGGGUAGGGAGUCGCUCGGCUGCCUGGAGCCCUGUGGGCAGGGGGGGAGCGUAGCCAAUGUUAGUUAGGAAAGAGAAAGAAGGGAAAAUAAAGUCAGUUAUUUACCUUCUGCUAAUGGCUGUGUUGUGCCUAGGUGUACAGGGUCCCUCUAAAACACCUAGGGCCGAUCAUCGGAAAACCAGCAGCAGAUUUUUCAUAUUUGGCACAGAAAUCCUGGAGGGUGUCCUGACUCAUAGUCUAUUCAGAUCUUGUGCCAUAAUGACUGGGUUAUGUCAACUUAUCCUUUUCCUGUGGAAAUCUAGGAAAUGACAGAAAUCAUUUACAGAAUCACUGGGACUGAAAUCCCUUGAUACUGUGUGGAACUACAAGUCUAAGAAAAGGCCUGCAUCUCGGCUGUGGAGAAACUUUCUGAAGUGGUCCACCACCUUAAAGAGAACUGAUCUUCCUCCCCACCUGUACAAACCAGUGUCUCAGCUAUCAGGGGUCUAUCAGGUCCCUCGUCUAUCCUUCUGUGCAACAAAGAUGACAGAGGGGUACACAGGCUGGGUGAUGUUGUGGUUAUACCUAUGUGACCAUGGAGAUGACAUUAAAAAGGGAUGGAAAACUUACCAGGACACCACAGGCAUGGAGAUCACAACAAAAGCAGAUCAAAUCUGUGGGACAUGGCACAAGGAAAUAAUUAUGGGCAAAGCAGCAACGGGGUGGCUGAUGAAUCCCCAAACAUGCUGGUGUACAGAAAGAUGGAAGAUGUCAUAGCCCGCAUGCAAGAUGAGAAAAAUGGGAUUCCUAUUCGUACAGUCAAAAGUUUUCUUUCCAAGAUCCCCAGUGUCUUUUCUGGUUCAGACAUUGUUCAGUGGUUGACGAAGAACUUAUCUAUAGAAGAUCCAGUGGAAGCUCUACAUUUGGGAACACUGAUGGCUGCACAUGGCUAUUUUUUUCCAAUCUCAGACCAUGUUCUAACACUAAAGGAUGAUGGCACCUUUUAUCGAUUCCAGACACCCUAUUUUUGGCCAUCAAAUUGUUGGGAGCCGGAAAACACAGACUAUGCGGUUUAUCUCUGCAAGCGGACAAUGCAAAACAAAGCAAGGCUAGAGCUAGCAGACUAUGAAGCUGAGAGUUUGGCCAGGCUACAGCGAGCAUUUGCUCGAAAGUGGGAGUUUAUUUUUAUGCAAGCUGAAGCACAAGCAAAAGUAGACAAGAAGAGAGACAAGAUAGAGCGGAAGAUUCUUGACAGCCAAGAGCGAGCAUUCUGGGACGUGCACCGGCCGGUGCCUGGAUGCGUAAACACUACUGAAGUGGAUAUAAAAAAGUCUUCAAGAAUGAGAAAUCCACAUAAAACAAGAAAGUCUGUCUAUGGCUUACAAAAUGACAUCCGAAGUCACAGCCCUACUCACAUGCCAGUACCAGAGACUAAGCCACCCACAGAAGAUGAACUACACCAAGAGAUUAAGCACUGGCAAAUGCAAUUAGACAGACAUCGAUUAAAAAUGUCCAAAGUUGCAGAGAGUCUAUUAGCUUAUACAGAGCAGUAUUUGGAGUAUGAUCCUUUUCUUGUGCCCCCUGAUCCCUCAAACCCUUGGAUAUCAGAUGAUACCACUUUCUGGGAACUGGAGGCAAGCAAAGAGCCUGGACAGCAGAGGGUGAAGCGAUGGGGUUUUGGCAUGGAUGAAGCUUUGAAAGACCCUGUGGGAAGAGAGCAGUUUCUCAAGUUCCUGGAGUCAGAAUUCAGUUCAGAAAAUUUAAGGUUCUGGUUAGCGGUAGAAGACCUGAAGAAGAGGCCUAUCCGUGAAGUUCCUGCUCGUGUCCAAGAAAUCUGGCAAGAAUUUCUUGCUCCAGGUGCACCCAGCGCCAUCAAUCUAGAUUCAAAAAGUUAUGACAAAACCACGCAGAAUGUAAAGGACCCUGGAAGAUACACAUUUGAAGAUGCUCAGGAGCACAUUUACAAACUGAUGAAAAGUGAUUCUUAUCCUCGUUUUAUACGAUCCAGUGCCUACCAGGAGCUGCUACAGGCCAAGAAAAAGGCUGGAACCCCACAUUCAUUUUUCCGAGGAGCCAGGAGCCACCUUGAACCGGGGAACUUCUGUAGCGCUUUGAGAGUAACGAUUCAUAAAGACUUUACAGCUCUGAACUACAGCACGCACAAAGAACACUUUUUUUCUAGUGACUACAAAAUGCUUCAAUAAGCUCUGCUCAAGUGAAACCUCUAUUAGCACUGAGCAGUAGUGAAGCUUUUUAUGUUAGCCACUAAGGAUUUGACUAGUAGAUAAUUGUGAUUAUACGUUCUUCUCAGAACAACCUGCACUAUAUCAGAA